AUGUACUGUAAUAAUCCUCAAGCUCCACGUCUAGCACUGUGCCAUCUACUAGACCCCAUCGAAGGCUCAAAAAUUGCUUUUGUUCAAUUUCCUCCACGCUUCAGAGGGAUUAAUCCAAGUGACAUAUAUAAUAGUGAGUUCACAAGGCCGUAUAUAAUAAAUCCUGAAGGGUUAGACGGGAUUGGUGCUGUCAAUUGUGUUGGCAGCGGUCCCUUCGUUAACCGAAAAGCAUUUUAUGGUGCCCCAACUCAAUCGAAAGUAAACAUAUUCCCCGGAUUCAACGGUGAUCUUGAAGGUGCUUUGGAUAGAAUAACAAUGAGUAGUUCAAAACUAAUUUUGGAAGCAGCUAGUAGAGUUACAGAUUGCAAUUAUGAACGAGGAACAAAUUGGGGAUUAACUUUGGGUUUCAGAUAUGGAUCCAUGGUUGAGGAUUUUUUAACAGGCUUUCGGAUGCAAUGUGAAGGAUGGCGAUCAGUAUUUUGCAAUCCGACAACUCCAGCAUUUCUCGGAGAUUUCCCAAUCAGCUUGAACUUUUCGUUAGUUCAAGUGCAACGAUGGUCGCUUGGAUUGACUGAGGUUGGGUUCUCAAAGUAUUGCCCAUUCAUAUUUGGUACAAAAAACCAUUCUCUACUUAUGGGUAUGGCGUAUGGAUUCUAUUCAAUUUGGCCUUUGUGGGCAAUCCCUAUGAUCAUAUAUGGUGUUCUUCCACAGCUUUGCCUUAUACACAACAUAUAUUUGUUCCCUAAGGUACCCGUAACUUUCUCUAAGCUUGGUUUAUCAUUUAAGGUCUCUGAUCCAUGGUUUUAUCUAUACACAUACCUCUUUUUAGCAACAUAUAUUCAAGAUUUUAUAGAGAGUUAUUAUGUAUAUGGUAUAAACCUCAAAAGCUGGUGGAACGAACAAAGAAUGUGGUUGAUGCGAGCAGCAUCGUCUUGCGUUUUUUCAUUUAUAGAACUCAUACUGUACCAAAUUGGUAUCACGCCAGAUUUCAGCCUUACAAGCAAAGUCAUCGACGAUGAGCAACAAAAAAGAUACAACCGAGAGAUAUUUGAUUUUGGAGUAGAUUCGCCAAUUUUCGUGAGCUUAUCAACAUUUGCAUUGGUCAAUUUAGUCUCAUUUAGUUUUGGGAUCAUGAAGAUAAUAUUUAUUGAUGGAAAAUUAGAAGAGAUGUUGGUUCAGUUGUUUCUAAGUGGAUUUGUGUUGGUGAAUUCCUGGCCUAUUUAUGAAGCUAUGGUGUGGAGAAAAGAUGGAGGAAGAAUGCCUGCGAAAGUAACUUUGAUAUCUGCUCUAAUCACAUUGGUUCUUUGUUAUGCGUCCGGAUUCGCUACGAAAUGA
Molecule: messenger RNA, 1335 nt
Organism: Papaver somniferum (opium poppy)
Lineage: Eukaryota; Viridiplantae; Streptophyta; Magnoliopsida; Ranunculales; Papaveraceae
Product: cellulose synthase-like protein G2
Exons: 3
Coding region: 1-1335 (444 amino acids)
Biological process (GO): cellulose biosynthetic process; plant-type primary cell wall biogenesis
Cellular component (GO): plasma membrane; trans-Golgi network
Molecular function (GO): mannan synthase activity; cellulose synthase (UDP-forming) activity
Source: RefSeq, a predicted model, not a curated record